AAUUUUUCCUUUGUCAUAUGGUUGUCAUGUUUGAUCAAUAUCCAUAUAUGUUUAAUGCUUCAUCUUUCUUGCUUAAAUAAAAAAAAAAUAUGGCUCCACUGAUAUGUACUCAAAAUUCUUAUUCUCAUAUAGAUUAUGGUACUCCACUUUUGGCAUUAAAAUCCACUGAUUAUAGGACUUCUACUGGUAAAAACCAUCGUUUUAUAGCUGGAAUUUCUCAAGACUUUGAUUGUCGAGUAAAAGCCAAAAUAAAACCUGAACUAUUAGACAGAGAUGUAACAAUUCGUGAUGAAUAUAAAAGUAUUUAUUCCAAAGAGUAUAAUAAAAAAUCAGUUGAAACUGAUAUACUAAAAAGCCACGAACGACCUAUGCUAAAUGAAAGAGCAAAAUAUAUUAGAAAUAAUCAAGAAAAACUUUUCAUGAAGCCUCCUCCCAUAAAACCAAGUACUUUGUCUGAAAUGAAAGAUACCUACAGGUUUCAUCAAAUACAGCAUUCUGAAGACAAAGUCAUGAAUAAUAUAUGCAAGAUUCCAGAGACUUAUCAACCAAUACAGCCAAAUAUAAAUCCUGCAGAAAAAGGAUAUUAUAAACUUUUAGAUAUUUAUCUUACUGAGAAUAAGUCCAAUUUUGUCCCUUGUACAAAUGAUCAACUUAAAAAAGCUCAAGAAGACAUAAUAACUUAUUACAACUCAAAUGGAAAGCAUAAAGGAUUUCCUGGAGAAUUACCUGGUAAAUCUCAUGGGCGUACAAAUAUGUAUGAUAAAAGCAUUUUUAAAAUUGUAUUUCCCAAUAGAUUUUUAUCCUCAGCACCUAAAAGAGUACCUAAUUUUGGCAUGGUGUCUGAAUAUCAAUCAAAUUAUCCUAAACCAGCGCUAUCAGAUUUCUAUCCAUAUUUAAAGGAAAAUGGUGUUUAUUUCACUGAUUCCUUAUCCAAUUCUUCCCAAUGGCAAGAUUUAUGUCCUCCAGCAAUGUAUUGUACAGAGAAUUGCCAUAUUGGAACAAGCUAUCCAGUGAGAGCAGUUAUCGAUAUUAAUAAUAUCGGAAAAAAAUUGUUUAUCAGCCUUGCAGUGUAAAAAUAAACAUACACUAAAUAUAAUAUCCAGCGUUUUAAGAAUUGUUUCUUU
Sitophilus oryzae (rice weevil) is the source of this 1124-nucleotide messenger RNA. RefSeq lists its product as uncharacterized. The transcript has 6 exons. Lineage: Eukaryota; Metazoa; Arthropoda; Insecta; Coleoptera; Curculionidae. The record is from RefSeq and is a predicted model, not a curated record. Bases 90 to 1073 code for a protein of 327 amino acids.